AUGAAAGUUCACCCAACACCCAAUAGGCGAAACAUCACCGUGCGAUACGAUUUCGCCUCUCAAUCCAACGCCGCCGACGUUAUUUGCCGGCAAAAGAAGCUCCGGCGACUCCCUCAUAUCUUCGCCAAAGUCCUGGAGCUCCCUUUUUACUCCGACGCCGACGUCUCCAUCCAAGAAACAUCUGAUUCGCUCAAAUUUGUCGUCGAUACAGACGACGACAUCGGCACCGAUAUUGCUGCUCACACGAUCGAGAUCUACCCCGGCGUUACUAAAAUCGUUGUAGGGGGGAGGCGAGUGGUUAAUAGUUGCGCAAAUCCGGUUAAUGAGCUUGCGCUUGACGUGUGGCGGUUCCGGCUUCCGGCGUCUACGCAGCCGGAGCUUGCGACUGCAUCGUUUACCGACGGAGAGCUUGUAGUUGUUGUGCCGAAAGAUGUUAAUUUGGAUGGAAAUCAGGGAGAUCUUUGGGAUGAAGGUAACGAAACAGGGCAAUUUGUUCUUGUACAGUAA
Messenger RNA from Lactuca sativa (garden lettuce), 507 nucleotides. RefSeq lists its product as uncharacterized. Lineage: Eukaryota; Viridiplantae; Streptophyta; Magnoliopsida; Asterales; Asteraceae. The record is from RefSeq and is a predicted model, not a curated record.